CCUGCCACUCUUGUCACCCCUCUCAAAUCAGCCUGCAGGACAAAAGAUAGUGGAAAAUGGGAUCAAAGGAACUUUUAGUUGUCAAAGCCAAGAGAUUAGCAAGUGGGUGUCAUCCAGCUGAAUGUGUUUGCCCCGUAUCCACUAUAGUAGGCAGGAAGAUAAGAAGGUUAAAACUUCACAAGUCUUUUGCCUCAUAAGUUGUUUGUAGAUUGGCUGUAGCAAAUCUUAGUCAGGGUCUCAUAUUGAAGAAAGAUAUAACAACACAAAAUCUAAACAAACAUCUUUAACAUUUUGCUUUACCUCAUUCAAUCAGUCCCAUCUCUAAAUCCACUUCUAUUCCCCUUUAAAGUCUCACCCAGUUGGAGGUGUUAUAGCCAAUCAAUUUCCUCUUUUGCGUUGCAUUUAUUUUAUUACAAGGAAUCCUGAAUCCUCUUAUGAUGACACUUGUUCCAAUCACUGCACAGCUGCUUCAUGUUCAGGCAAGCAGCGGAGACGUUCCUUUACGGUGUUCUGUGAUGUUGGUGAUGGACUCCUAUCUUUCUCUCUGGAUGCAGCUCGAAUGUCAUUGUCUGUCUCAAAGAUGCUGGUUGCCUCAAUGACUAAAAACAUUAACAUGAAAAGUACAUGUUUCAGGAAGAUAAAAGACAAAAUCAAAGUUUAGAUGUUUUACCUGUGUAAAAUUUUCCAUUCUGAAGAAAUUUAUUGUACUGCUUUUAUUUUAAAGAAUUCUUUAGAAAGCCUUUUUAGGCUCAGUCAACAAAAACUGAAACAAGGAAAGUUUGCUACAGAUACAGGUGAACAGACAACACAAUAGCACAAGCAUGCACAGUGACAAAUGAACUUGUGCUAAAGUUUAGAAGAAAUUAUGGUGAAAAAAAAAAUCCUGUCAAAUCCUUCAAAUGUGGCAGUCAUAAUCUACGUAACUCCCACAGUCUGGGAGACCGGUUUAAGAUGACGUGGUAGAACCAUUGUGUAUUUUGUGUGAGCAUACACACAUACGCAUCUUGCUUUGGGGGGAACCAGCGCAUGUAAAUAUAAUACUCAAACCAAAAAUGCAAGGCUGGGCAUCACACUUCCCUUUAAGUGUGAAGAAAUUCAAAUGUUAUAUAAAGAAGCUAAAAUUCAUUUCAUUUUGCAUGUUGUUUCUAGUUUCAUAGUACCGGAUGUUUGCAAUGAGGUUAAUCCAAAAGCACUUUACUAAAUACAUCCGUACAGGCCCGUUCUUAGCCCCCACGAGGCCGGAGGCAUAGGACGUGCAGGAACCUUAAUGCCACGAUUUUAGUUGAGAUCUAAAGGCAUUUUCUACUACCAUGCCUCAUCUGCCUGCCCCUAAGCACGGCCUUGCAUCUGUAAAUGCUUAGCUAACGUGAAUGCAAAUUUCAUGAAUUCUUAGUAUCUUCAUAUAAUUGUCCACCUGAAAGUAGUUUAGUCUAAUAUGUAUGACACUAUUCUUAUUAUAUCUAGUUUUCAUCAGCUUUAUGUGUAAUGGGUGUAUCUUUUAUGCAACAAAAUGCCACAUGUAAAGCCUUGAAAGGGUGGUGAUGUUUUUAUCAACAGUUUCACUAGUCUAUAGAAUGUGCUUUGUCUUUGUUUAUUUAGCUGGAGGAGAUGACUAAUACUGGAGAAUUCCAUUUAAGAAUUUUUGAAUUUGUUACAACAUGGAUCUAGAAAACACAACACUGAAAAACAUAUGUAUACUGACAUACAAAAUCAAUGUGCUUGUAUGGCUGGUGUCAUGGAAUGUCAUACUACAAUGUGAGAAAACAGAACUCACAGAAAUGGACAAUGUAUGGCUGACAUCAAACAUCAAUAGUUAUGUGCUAUUCAUAAUCCAUUGAAAUGUUUACAGACACUUUAUGCGACAAUAAAAUAUUGUUAUUUGGGCAAAUUGAAGGAAAUGCUCAUAAAUACACUGAUAACAAAGUGUGGGAAAAAAAAGCUGUCCUGCAUAAGGAAAGGUGCAAUAUUUGUUGGAAGUAACGCCAUUAACGUUUUUGGUGAAUGUUGUCCAAACUGGAUUCAAUUCACUUUUCAACACAAGUCAAUCACCAUUUAUCUAGUCUUUAUUAAACAGCGCGAUGUUAACUUUUUAAACACUAAUUUUCUUGCCUCAAAAAAUCGUACCAGUAUAAAUGGCUUCUUAAUUUUUUAAAUCUUCCAUAUUUUGCUUUGUUGGUCUGAUUAAAGAUAAGAACCCAAUAAAAAGAAAAAGUCUUGUGAAUGCUUGUGGUCGUUAUCGUUUGAAAACUGUGAUCGAAGGCCACGUGCACAGCUGCAGUGCUGGAUCAACCUUUAUUUCUAUAGUUUUCGCAACACAGUUCUCUGGAUACACAACAUAUCUUUAAACAUGAGUUGGUUGAUGCUGAUAUUUAAAACGGAUUGUGAGUGAAAUUAAAAAUAAUGUUAUUAGGGCCCCCUCAUUUGAACAUGAAAUAAAUAUACCAUUUGGCACAAUGUCUACAAAUCCAAGCACCACGAAAAAUGUACACAGCAACGAUGAAGCAGGUAGCAUGCACUUUAAUAACAUCCAGUUACUGUACUCGUACUAUUAAUACUAAUGUUACAGGUCUUCGCCUGGACAACUGUGCUCGGUGCCUGUGAAAGUGAUGAAGGGGCACAGCCCAUGACCCACUCGUGCCAGUGCCACACUCGACACAAACAUUGAUUAGUUCGCAUCAACAAUUCUUCAUGGCAUCAGACAGCCGACGAUGUUACUUCUUGAAGAUUAUGCUCAUCCAAUCACUGAAUUAGAGCUGCAACAUGUGCAUAAACAAAGGCGUGCAACACGUAAACUAAAUGUAACAUGGAGCUCACUCCAUUCUUACACACUUCAAUUUGACGACGACAGUCGGCUUCAAUGACAAAAAUCUGUUAAUUUUGCAAAAAAGUUGUUUAUCAAAUGAAAAUAAAAAAGCGAUAUGCAUGAAUCGACACAGCUGUUUAAAUAUCAUACGCACGAUUAACAACAAUCUUGACUGUAGGUCAGUUGAGUUUUACAAACAUCUGACACAAAACUUUCAGAACCGUCGCUUUCUGCGGUAAUAUUACGAAUCUGAAAGGGAUCAGGAAGACAAAAUUAAUAAACUGUUAGUUUUAAAAUUACUUUUAACAGCAGUGAAAUAUUUUAUUGAGGACAAUGUUGGGGUUUUAUCUUCAAACCGAAAAGUCUUAUCAUGCUUGCUGGUGGAAUUUCUCCGAUCCGACUUUUGCAACCACUUUGCAAGAGGCCGUGUAGGAGCGGAUACUCGCGCACGCUCAUUCAUGCUCAGCAAGAAAAACCGAGUGCAGCAAGAUAAAGAUGCUGAGGUAACAGAACCAGAUGGAACAAGCUGAAGAAGUUUUGCAUCUUUGGUUUUAUAUCAGCUUUAGACCUAGUAGCAGCUUCGGUUUAAAAUUCUUUGUGCAGUUCUUGGUGUAAAGCAUUUUUGCUGGAGUUGAAAAUGUUCACAUACAUCUUUAUGCUGUAUCAUGUCCAUCUUGUGUGUAUACAAGUUGCUGUUGCAAAUAAGUGAUGCCUAUAUUUCCAGAAGGCAUGGAUGGUGCUGUGUGUCUUCUUGUCACUGGUGGUGAUGUUUUUUGGACUUUUUAGAAAAGAAAAGUUUGAUAAAGAUGCUGCUUGUACAAACAAUAGAUUUACUUCUAGUCAGCUGUGUUAUUAGCAAAAGCAUUGAUAGUUAAUCAGAAAAUUGUUUGUAUAAAUAAAAUACGCUGUCGUGAGAAACUUCCGUCAUGGCAGACACAGACAGAAUAAACUCAGACUGUGGUGGGGGUGCUGAAGCUACCAACCAUGGACAUAACACCCACCGAUCAGAAGCAUCUGAAAAUUUAUCAUUGUCACCCUCAUCAGCAUCGUCCACUGGGCCAAUGAGACAGCUGGAGUUCAACCAGGCUAUGAAUGAUUUUCAAAAUAUGUUUCCUGGCAUGGACACGGAGGUUAUUGAGGCAGUGUUACGAGCAAACAAUGGCAUUGUUGAUGCUACAAUUGAUCAGCUUUUGACAAUGAGCAUUGACAAUGGUGAUGAUGACUUACCAGAUCACAUUUUAAUGUCUGUGCAAAGAGAAGUUGCUCUUGAAGCAGGAAAUCAUGGAGUAAACAAGAGUCCCUUCUCCCCUUUGGAAGAUACUGCUUUUGAGGAAUCACCUCCUCCAUACACAGAAGCCAUCAAGUCAUCUCAUGUAAUGAGUAGGAGCUCUGAAAGUCACUGUCGUCAUGGACAGCAACGCCAUUCUAGCCAUAGGCUUCAUCCUGGUUCUCCCACACGAAGCAGUCCACGUCAUCACCCACACAAGCCUCGCUCACCAACCCCUGUAGAUCUUGAACCUGAUGCAGAUUUUAUAAACAGCACUACAGAAAACAAGCGGAUGUCAACAUCAUGGGACAUCUCCAGUUCACCUAGCUCUCUUAUCUUUUCUGACCACACAGAUAUCAGUAGGCUUGCUCAAGGGAGAGGAGAUGCAAGGCAUGCCUCAGCUGGACAAAAGAAAGAUUUAUCAGGUUCUACUGCUGCAAAAGUACAGCGUUGUGGUGUGAAAAGUUCUGGAAAACAAGUUAUUCCAGUGGGCAAGGACUAUCCUGGCACUGAAGAAACAGCAGGCUCAACAGGUAAAAUUCAUCCCCAAUCACGCAAGGUGUCAUGGAAUACUGCAUCUGUGCCAGUGAGAUCUAAAUCAUUUGGAGUUUCAGAUAGUAAAAGUUCCUGGGAAGGUAGACAUCAGCCUGGCAACUCCAGAUACAAACCUUCUGUGAGAGGCAGUCCAGUCAAGUUACCUCCUUAUCGCAACUGGAAUCCCCCUUUACUUGGGACUUUGCCAGAUGAUUUUUUGCGCCUGACUCCUUGCCUUUUGGAAAGAAUACCAUUAGGGGGCCAGAAACCAGAUGCUGAUCAUCGCAGAAACCUUUCAUCGGGUUCAAACAGAUCACAGUCAGGUGGAGAAGAGGCAUGUGAUGUACAAAAAGCUAGACGAAGCCGCCAGUCACGUAUGCCACAACGGUCACUUUCAUUUGCAGGAGCUUCUAGGCAUUCUUUUCAAAGGAUAGCUUCAGAAGACCUCAGCAGUGAAUUCAUACAGAGAAGAAUAAAAGAAAAUGAAAGACGCCGACGCCUUGCCUCUGCUGACCUUGACCCUGAACUUGCUCAAUAUUUGGAAGAUGAGAGACUGGCUCUUAUUCUUCAAAACUCAGAAUUUUUGCGGGAACUUAGAGAUGAUGAGGAUUUCAUGCAGACUCUGGAGAAAGAUCGCCAAACUUCUGUUGUGGACUCUGUACCUGUACCAGUUCCAGUAGAGACUGCCUCUCAGAAUGUACCCUCUGUGUCGGUAGCAAAACCAGGUGAUGAAGGAUAUGGAAAUGAUCACCAGUCAACUUUAGAGGCAUUUCCUUUCAGUCAGCAGCUACCAAAGGCAGAUGAAGUUGAUGCAGAACUUCUACAAAAGCUUAGGCACAUGGGAAAAGCCUCAAAAAAACAGUUUGCUGCCCUUGCAAGAAAAUUUUUCUCCAGGAAGAGAAAAAAAUCUCCUCGACACUUAUUACGAGACACGCUUGCUCCUUCUAUGACUAACCUACUAGAUGAUGAAGAAGAGGAUGAGGGAGAAGAUAUUCAAGAGACAUCACCACAUGAUGUUGCUUCCAACUCUGAUUCUGACCAUUGUGGUCAUCAUGCAGAUGGUCUUCAGACUCGCAAAGACACAGAGAUCAAGUGAGACACUCUCAAGUCUACAUUUGUUGGCAUGAGGCGCCAGAUUUUAUGAGAUGUGAUGUUUAAGAACCAAAGUUCCCAGUACUGAAACCUAUCAUAACAAAUAAAUCACAAAAUAUCAGCAAGAACCCAUUAAAAAAAUUAGUCACAAAUGUUUAAUUCGUACAGCUUUCCAGCAGUUUGACUGCAGUGAUGAUAAUUAUUUGUUUUAUGUGAAUUAUCUGAGAUGAGUAUGAUCUGGGGUAAGGACGAGUAGAUAUAAGAUACCUUGAUGAUGAAUGAGAGAUAAACAUUUUUGUCACAUUGAGAUUCAAGAUUUUAUUUAAUCUUUAAAUUUACAGGUGUUUCUCAAUGUGUAAUAAAAUUUCAUGAGAUUUUUCUCUUGUAAUAGCCAUUUUAUUUAAAUUUAUUGUACUUUAUAUGGCAUGUAAACAAAAAAAUUAAAGCAUGAGAAAAGAUUGAUAGCAGCAUGAAAGGGGUACAACGCCAUCUUAGUCAAACUAGCCCCAUUAUAAAUUAAGCAAGCUGUGGGUAGUACACGAAGACAAAAAAACUGUUGAACUGUACACUAAAUUAUUUGCGUCCAGUUAGCGUGUAUGCUUAAAUUUGUGUCCACAUGAUCUAUUUAAAAUGUUAAGAUCAAAAUUUAAAAUUCAAAGUGUAUAAGUAAAGGUGUCGGAGAUUAUAAGUGUAACCAAAACUUUGCCUACCUAGUUUGUGAUCAUGUGAGUGACAAAAACUGGUUUUCAUAAAAUGUUGCUUCAUAGCCAAGCUCAAUGAUGCAUGCGCUAUAUGUUAUGGAGAAAAGACGUGUGCACAUCUUUCCACAUGACAAAGAGCAAUGAAAUCUAACUUGCUGAUAUUAUUUAAUUCUUAUGCAUGUAUUUUUUUUUUAAUGGUUUGUAAAGUGCUCUAGAAAAUAGACCAAGCAAAUGGCCUCAGAAUUGUGUUUUAAAGUUUUGUACAUUUGCCAUUUAUAUGCAGUGAUAACACUGAUCAUUGAAAACAAAUAGAAUCAAACCUUAUGAGCUUGUCAAGAGAGGUUUAACAGGCAAACUGCUUGAGAGUAAAUCCAUUUUGUGUGAACUUGGUGAGCUAACAAGUUUUAGUCUGGGCCAGAAAGGCCAAAACACUAAUAUGUGACUACAUGAAAUAAAAAUUAGUGUUUUAAGUAACAUUUAAUGUAAUUCCCUCUACUCCCAAACAAAUCCUGAUCCUACGUUACUUUAGAGCCCAAAUUAAGAAAUAAUUGUCACAGAACACCUAUAAAUGCUUUAAAAAAAAAAAAAUAUAUAUAUAUAUCAAGAUUGUUUUUCAUCUUAGUUCAAAGGACUUAAGUGGACUGUAUUUUUAACCAAAAGAUAAGUGUAAAAAAUACACUGAAGAUUGGCAGAUUUAAAGACGUCUUCACUGGAAUAGGCAGUUCAAUUAGUCAUCUUAAAUCUACUUUUUUCUUUUUUCACACUAGCUAAAUGUCUAUAAUGCAUAUGAAAAUGGACACCUAGGUUGUGUUGCUGUAUUCUUCAUGUAAGAUGCUUCAAUCCUUUUAUCUUUGUGUUUAUUGAUAUCUACUCAUGUAUGCACUGCCUUAGAAUAAAGGCUUUCCUUUUCUAAUUGUCACAAACUGCCCUACCAGACAAAGAUAUGCAUGAGUGCAUGAUACUGACAAAAAAGACGAACAAGAAAAGACUGGCUAUAAGUAAAGCAAAAUGCCUGGAAGAAGAGCAAAGCUGGUAGUUUGCGAUAUUCCUUAAAGGCUGUCCUCACUAAUAGUGAUGUCUUCUGGUUACCUGUGGCAUUUUCGAUACAAAUCUGGUGAUCUUCACACAUUUGUGUCCAGUCCGUGAGUCUUUUCUUCAUCCCUGUUUAUUUUCAGCUAAGAUAAAGAGUAUUGUCUGGGACAUUUCCUUUUUUAAUAUGUUAAUGAUGUUAUGCUCUUCAUCGUCUGAGAAUGAGUGAAAAUUGUGUUCAGAAAAUUGUGAUAUUAACUGAUGCAUACAGUUUUUAUGUCACAAAAUAUUCAACCAAAAGUGAUAGAAGCGGGAUCAAGCUAUUUGUAGAAUCUUCUUUACUGACUAGCAUGACAGGCUUUAUAUAUAUAUUAACUGUGAUCAACAAACUUCAGAAAUGUUGAGAAUCUUGUCCAAAAAAAAAAAAAAGGUAAAAUUCAGCAGCAGUUAGAGUUCAUGUGCUGAGCCAUCCCCGUAAAAAAUGACUUGUAUCAUCUGCUUAGGAAGGUGGCAAUUAAAAAAAAUGGAUUGCACAAUUUAAGUGGAAGAAAAAUAAUGAUUUAAAGUUGUUCAGAUAGUAUAUGUAUAUGUACCUGUCAAGAAAGGCUAGCAAUCAUUAGCAGUAUUCUUUGGAGAAAAUGCAAAAUGUCAUUUUUUAUAGUUGGUGUUCAUGAGGCAAUGUCAUAUUCCAGGGUAAUAUCUAGCUGUGUGUCCAGAUGAAGGUAUGCAUUGUGCUUACAUAUUUUCAUGUGCAUGCAUAUUUAAUCAUGCAUAGAUGUAGUGUAAGUAUACAGAAGUGCAAUCAUCUGUUUUGUAACAGUUCAAAGGAUUUGUUCCCCACUUUGCACAACUCAAUCUUGUGUAUAAAAAGAAGGCAAAUUGAAACUUAUUACUUGACAACAUUAGGUUAUGGACUGUGAUGUGUUGUGCAGGAUGUGAUACUGAAUUUUUUGUGGAAACUUUCAUGGUAAAAGUGUUCUUUAUAAAAUUGAAAAAUGUUUUUUUAGCUAUUGUAAUUUUUUUCUUUCCAGUUUGAUUUUUUUUUUCGGUCACCUUACGGCAAAAUUAGCUAUACAUACAGUGCCAGUGGAUCAAAACAAAACAUAUAGGGCAAGAAUCUGGUUUUUUGUCAAAUAUUGAAUUGUAUAAUGUGAAAAAUGAUGUAGUACAUGUAAUUUUUAUGUUAGUGAAAAACAUUCCUUAACUUAAACUCGUAAUUGUUUUAAAAAGAUGUACAGUGAUGCAAAAUAAUCCAUUUUUUCAGGUAUUUGAAUUAUUAUAUUGAUGCCAAAUAACCUAAAAUUAAUUUUUAAAAAAUUCAUAUGUGAGUGACUUAUAAGAUGAUGUACAUUUAUACCACUUUAGAUGUAAGGAUUUUGUGAAAAUAUUCAUAAUUUUUGUGCAGUCCUAAUUUCGUCACAGGCUAUGAUCUACAGCAAUGUGCUUUGAGCCUUCUGACAAUCAAAAUGAUGUCCCAUUGUUUGUGGCAUCAAUCAAAGUGAUGCCCCAUUGUUUUGGUUCAAUCAAAAUGAUGCCUCAGCGUUUGUGGUCUUAAAAUAAAUUUUUCAGAAGCUUCAACAAAGUACCUGUAACACAUGUACACGUUUAAAAAUGUAAUUUUAAGUUAUUGUGGGGGAGAUGUCUGUCCUUAUAAAUGUUUAUAUCAACAAAACUUACAUUUCCAAUCAUUUUCUCAGGAAUAUGUCACAUCCAAGUAUAAUUUUUGUCAUUGUUACUAAAAAGAUAAUGUUAUUAUGGUUCUAAUUUAGCAAAAUUAGCUCGUUAUAAGGACCGUGAUGUUGUUAUAUCACUUGACACCAAAUCAGAUUCUUGACCCUAUAUAAGUGGCAUUUACAGUUACAAGCUAUUAUGUUUUAAAUAUAACAUUUCUAAAAUUAAAUGCCAUUAUUAUUGCUACAGUUUUUAAAUUAAAAAGUAACAAUAUUCAUAACAUAAUUUCUUUUAACUGAUAUGAUGAAGUGUGAAUCGAAAGAAGAUAAAUAGCUUUGCAGAGUUGAAGCAAGUUUCACAAAUUGGAAAUCUAUAAAGAAGCAGUUGGGGUCUCUGCCCAAGAUAGUUCAUUGUUUUUAAAUUCGCCUUUGGUUUGUACUUGAAUUUGAAACAGAUUUUUACACUUUUAUUUAUAUGAAAAAGAAGAAAUUUUGUGUGCUGCUGUUGUGGUUUCACAGCUACUGGCAUCCAAAUGUUUCACGUCUCUUUCACAAGACUGUACAUUGUUGUGUGUGGUAAGAUCUUUGCUGUUGAGACUAUUCAUUUGUUGUGAAACACUUUGACUGGAAGUGAUGGUAGCAAGGAUAUCUGUUGCUUUAUUUUGUACAGCACCGAUUGCAUGCUUGAUGUUUUCACCCUCAUUUCACGUGUUCAUAUUGGCUAUUUUGUGUGUGUGCGUGCGCACAUGCAUACAUGUGUAUGUAUGCAAGUGAAGGUUUGUAUAUGCACAUGAACUUUCAUUAUUAAACACAUCUUUGAAAGUAGGGCAGCCUGGUGGUGCAGUGGCUAGCGCCUGUCACCAAUACAGUGAGGGUUGGCUGUCCUGGGUUCUACUCUCAUCUCAGGCUGCUGUUCUUUCUCUGUAUGUGGCAUCUAUUUGCUAGGCUGACUGCCUUGCCGUGAUAUAUCCUCAGUUGCUGGCUCAGCGUAAAGCACAAAUUUCCCCUCCCCAACUCUUGAAAAGUAAACCCAUUGAGCAGGAAUAGUCUUUUUGAUUGCAACUUUUUUUUUUUUUUUUUUUUGUGCUCCAUUUGCCAGUUUAUUUUGAAAAUUAGAUUUAAGAUUUUACAAAAUAGUUCAUGACAAAUCCCAAUAAAAGCUGUUUUACAAAGGAAGAAAAUUUGAAAAUCAGACUGAUUAAAAAGGAUAUUUCUUAUUAGCCUUCAUCAGUAGUUUUCAUACACAUUCUUAUGAUAAUCUGUGCUGUAGCACACUGUUGAUUUCUUUUUGUGGUUUAGCCUCCAAAAGUUUAAUACCAUCUGCAGCCUUGGUCUUGAAAUUUUUGUUUUCAAAGUGUUGGAAAUUGGCAUGUUUAAAAUGGAUCGUUAUUCGUGGCCCUCUUUUAUAAAUGACUUCCCAAGUUUAUACUGCCUUGAACAGUAGACAGGCAUCAUUCUUGCUGUGUAACAGUGUCAAUGUUUUCAUCUAUUUUGGAGAAUAUUUUAGUGGGACGUUCCAGACGUGCGAUUUAAAAUUGGGAUGCAGUUAUGUGUUUCAUAUGGGUAUGUUAGAGGAAAGACAAGAAUACUUUUAUAAGAGCUAUAUUUUUCAACAUUUGUAUCAUUUUUUUUUUUCAGAUAGCCUUCAAAAAUAUUUAGCUUGGAAAAGUAGAAAGAUCUGAUUUGUGUUUUUUU
Molecule: messenger RNA, 10791 nt
Organism: Pomacea canaliculata
Lineage: Eukaryota; Metazoa; Mollusca; Gastropoda; Architaenioglossa; Ampullariidae
Exons: 10
Coding region: 3730-5700 (656 amino acids)
Molecular function (GO): ubiquitin binding
Source: RefSeq, a predicted model, not a curated record